Messenger RNA from Macrobrachium nipponense, 451 nucleotides. RefSeq lists its product as uncharacterized. Lineage: Eukaryota; Metazoa; Arthropoda; Malacostraca; Decapoda; Palaemonidae. The record is from RefSeq and is a predicted model, not a curated record. The transcript is spliced from 5 exons. The coding region runs from base 54 to 410 and encodes 118 amino acids.
GGAAUUCUUCUGGUUAUUGUUCCUGUGGUCCAGAUUACUGUGUCUCCUACAGCAUGCAGUACGGCAAGGAUAUGCCUUUCUACUAUUGUGGACCUUGUGCGCGGAUAGGUUCACAGUGCUCCAAUGGUGGAACUUGUGCCCACGAGAUGGCCGAAUGCAGAGAGGAAUACUGUCAGUGCAUCAGGAGUGGCAGCUUUUAUGAAUUCUAUUACUGCGAGAUCCCGUAUGUACUCUACGAAACUUCGCUUCAAAUCUGCAUCAUUAUAACCAUUCUGAUCGUCAGUUCGUUCAUUGUUAGUUCUCUCUGCGCUGCAACUGGACUCAGUGACAGAUGCUGGCAAAGCAGACGUUCCUCGGGCAGUACCUCGGAGACAUCUGAUGGGGAUGCCCACCAGCCUAUGACGAAGUAAUGGACAAUUUACCCACAUAUCAAGAUGCAGUGCAAAUGCCC